CGGAUAUUAGGGAAGAAGAAGGCAGCUGCGAUUUCUAACAAACGAAAAGCAAUUGAUUUCAUGGGAGGGGGGGUCCACAUGCGAUCGUGUGCUGGCAAUCAUGUGGCCCUUUCGGAGGAUAUGGGCGUUAGUCCCAGCAUCGACCAUCGGACGACAUACGUCAAUGUUAGCAACGCGUCAGCGUUUACCCCAUGUGGACUGUGGGCCGUGUCUGUGUUAGUAUUGCAUGUUUGUACAAAAAACCACACAUUUUGACAUUUUCCACUUCUAUGUGACUGUGAACUGCCUACUCCUCUCUUUCUCUCUCCAAAAACUUCUCUUUUUCUCUCUCCUUCUCUUAUGAAUGAUGACCGGUGACGGAUAAAUCAAACGCUUUUUGGUCCCAUUCAAAGUUCAACUUUUUUUUUUGUCACUUGAAAAAACAACACAUAGAGCAAAAUUUAUAGCCGUUUCUAUUCUCUCAUUUCUCAAAGUUUCUGUCCUUAGAGCCUCUGGUUUCUUCUUUUCUUUUGACUACCAGAUAAUGUAAAGUCUCAGCAAAGUUUUAACAAAGAUUUCCCUCUAAAAAUUUUGCAGUACAAACCCAAAAAGAGAUUUUUUUUUAACCCUUUUUUCUUGAAGAAUGGCUUUGAGUAGGUUCUGGGGUCUGUUUCUCAUCCACAUUGCUCUGCUUUUGGCCUCGUGUUUUGCUGAGGAUCCGUUUGUUUUCUAUGAUUUCGAAGUCUCUUACAUCACUGCUUCUCCUUUGGGUGUUCCCCAACAGGUUAUUGCUAUAAAUAACAAGUUUCCUGGCCCUACUAUCAAUGCAACUACUAAUAACAAUGUCGUUGUCAAUGUUCGAAACAAAUUGGACGAGAGUUUACUUAUCCAUUGGUCUGGGAUUCAACAGAGGCGUAGUUCAUGGCAAGAUGGGCUUCCUGGCACUAAUUGUCCUAUUCCUGCUAAGUGGAACUGGACUUACCAGUUUCAGGUUAAGGACCAAAUUGGGAGUUUCUUCUACUUCCCAUCACUACACUUCCAGAGAGCGGCUGGUGGUUUUGGCGGCUUUAUAAUAAACAAUAGAGCUAUUAUUCCUAUUCCUUUUGACACCCCUGAUGGGGAAAUUACCAUUUUGAUUGGUGAUUGGUACACACGCAACCACACGGCUUUGAGAAAGGCACUUGAUGCUGGACAAGAUUUAGGGAUGCCGGAUGGAGUUCUUAUUAAUGGCAAAGGCCCUUACCGAUAUAAUGAUACUCUUGUACCUGAUGGCAUUGAUUAUGAAACAAUUAACGUCCACCCAGGGAAAACUUACCGCCUUCGAGUGCACAAUGUGGGAAUAUCAACCUCCUUGAAUUUCAGGAUUCAGAGCCAUAAUUUGCUUCUUGCGGAGACCGAGGGAUCAUAUACAGUGCAGCAGAACUACACUAGCUUAGACAUACACGUAGGACAGUCUUAUUCUUUUCUGCUAACCACAGAUCAGAAUGCAAGCACUGAUUACUACAUUGUAGCAAGUGCCAGGUUUGUAAAUGAAUCACAGUGGAAACGAGUUACUGGUGUUGCCAUUUUGCAUUAUUCAAAUUCAAAAGGAAAGGCAUCUGGUCCCCUCCCUGAUCCACCACAGGAUGAAUAUGACAAAACCUUUUCGAUGAACCAAGCUAGAUCUAUCAGAUGGAAUGUAUCUGCCAGUGGUGCUCGCCCUAACCCACAGGGAUCUUUUAGAUAUGGUUCAAUCAAUGUGACUGAAAUUUUUGUUUUGAAAAACAAGUCACCAGUGACUAUUGAUGGGAAAAGACGAAUGACACUUAGCGGGUUAUCAUUUGUAAAUCCUGCUACACCAAUCCGGCUUGCUGACCAGUUCAAAGUUAAGGGAGUAUAUAAGCUUGAUUUUCCCAGUAGACCACUUACAGGUCCAUCUAAAAUGGAAACAUCAGUAAUUAAUGGAACAUAUAAGGGAUUUAUGGAAGUCAUCCUACAGAACAAUGACACCAAGAUGCAGACUUAUCACAUGAGUGGAUACGCAUUUUUCGUUGUUGGAAUGGAUUAUGGUGAGUGGUCAGAGAAUAGCAGGGGCACAUAUAACAAGUGGGAUGGCAUUGCCCGCACCACAGCACAGGUUUAUCCUGGUGCAUGGACAGCAAUCUUGAUAUCACUUGACAAUGUUGGAGUCUGGAAUCUUAGAACAGAAAACCUCGACUCGUGGUAUCUUGGCCAAGAAACAUAUGUCAGGAUUGUCAAUCCAGAGGCUACAAACAAAACUGAAUUGCCUAUGCCAGACAAUGCCCUCUAUUGUGGUGCUCUCAGCAAAUUACAGAAGCCGCAGGAUAUCUCUUUGGCAACAUCAAUCACAGGCAGUAAAUCAAAACUGUUCUUCACAGUGCUGAUGAUUGUCUCUGCACUAUUUCUUCUUUCACGCUAGGGGUUUUCUUUUGGGGUGUCUGUGCUUGUCAGAAACUAGCUUCUCAUAAGGUUUGUGGUUGUGUGUUUAGGUGUGUAAGUGUAGUCUUGUGGAUAUGAAUUUUUGGGUGAUUUUGACAUGAAUUUUUUUUUUUGUUUACAAUGUUGUUAAUGCUGCCGGGGUUCCUUGUUUAAUUUAUUGGGAACAUCAUUCUUUUAAAACCUAUAAUUUAUGUACCGAUGACAAUUCAUUAAUUUUCAAUACAGUUUAACCUCGUGUCUAGAUUUAUGUGUACUUUCAUGCUCUAUAUCUGCCUUGUUUCACACACUUUGCUUAAAUUCAUCAACACGCUCACACAUAUACGCAUGUAUAUGCAUCUAUAUAUUGUAUAUAUGUUUGUGAAUGGAUGGGUGCGUAAUGCAUUAUGAACUUGCACAUUUGAUGCCCCUUUCUAAUGUAAGUGAUCAUUGUCCAUCAUUAUAGUCAUUCAUUUGAGGUUUUAUAUACAGGUCAACAUUGCUAUUUCAGACAGAACAUAUGUUAAAAAUUUGUUGUGCAGAACAUACAUUAUGACUAGUGAAGUAGUUGUUUAGGGUUUAAUUCUUUACUUUUGGCCUUGUCUAAAUGUGCCUGUCCCUCUUCCACCCAAAAGAAAAAGCUGUAGCAAUGAUGCAAUAUGUACGCUUGAGUGGUUGUUUUAUGAGAUGGAAUGAAAAUGGUAAAUCAACACGCGUGAUUUUAAACUUGAGAGUGACACCACGAAAAUAAAAAGUUAUGCUUGUCCCAUUUUUAGGUCCAUCUGUGGUAGAAGAUCACGAGUCUAGCUGGAAAUCAUGCUUCCAUCAGGUUUAUACGGUUUCUUUCCCCAUGCUUUACUUUGCCAAGCCAGCUCGAUUGCCCAUAUGCCCUUCUGGAGAUUGAGACUGAAGGGCAAUCCUGGUCCAGUGUUCUGUCAAAUAGAAACAUCAAAUGCUGCACAA
This is a messenger RNA of Durio zibethinus, 3357 nucleotides long. The record is from RefSeq and is a predicted model, not a curated record. Lineage: Eukaryota; Viridiplantae; Streptophyta; Magnoliopsida; Malvales; Malvaceae.